This is a messenger RNA of Schistosoma intercalatum, 713 nucleotides long. The record is from the annotation of a GenBank genome assembly. Lineage: Eukaryota; Metazoa; Platyhelminthes; Trematoda; Strigeidida; Schistosomatidae.
UGAAAUUAUUCCAAGUAUUAUAAUUGUCUAACUGUUCAACUUACAAUUCGUAUUUAGAAAUGAAUUUCUUUACACUUUACAUAACUUUAGUGUACACCAUUCUCAGCGUGCAUUCAAACAUUGAACCACUUAUAGAAAAAGUAAAUUAUUACAAUCUAGGUAAAUAUAAUAAUCAAGUCACACACGAAUCUGUUAACAGAAACUCUGAUAAGAUGCCUGAAUACGACGACCAACUUCCCGAUUUUCCACAUAAGCAAUUAGAAGAAGAAGAGAGCCCACUUCACAAACUUUCUGAAAUGCUUAAUUCUGGAUCUGUCCUACCAUUGUGGUUGGUGAACCCAAUGUACUAUGUAUUUGAAGUGUUCGCAAGGACUGUAUCAUAUUACGUAAACUAAAUUCGAACGGAUGAAAAUAUGUUGAAUGAUAUCAAUAUGAUACACGUUGACCAAUUCAAAUAAAAUAUCAUUUUUGAAUUUAUCAUCAUCAUAGUUAUUUUUUUCUCCCAAAGUAAUACAUCUUGUAUUGAAUUAGUUGAGAGGUAUAAUGUUAAAACAGUUCAGUAACUAGAAAUAAGGUAGAAAAUAAUGAAAAUGUUUUAUGGCUUAUCAUAUAAAUGUAUUUCGAUGUAAAGGCUUGUAACUUGUCAUGCAUUUUUUGUUUAUUAUACAUGAGCAAACUUUGCAUUAUAUAUAAAUAUAAAGGUUUCGAAUCAC